AUGUCUGGCAAGAUUGACGCCUACCUCGACUGCGUAUCGCCAUACUCGUACUAUGCGGCGCUUUACCUAAGGAAGAAUCGCAAAGCACUAGAGUCGCAUGACGUCGAGAUUGAAUUCCACCCGGUCUUCUUGGGCGGUAUCAAUGUGGCUUCAGGAAACAAGCCUCCUUGGACACUUCCCGCCAAAGCAGCGUAUGGCAAAUUCGACUCGGAGCGCGCAUGUAAGUACUUCGGAGUUCCACAGAUCACAACGCCAGAUUUCUUCCCGAUUCUGUCAAUCUUGCCUCAACGAUGCAUGAUCUACAUCAAAAGUACCUUCCCACGCGAGAAGUAUGAAACAACCUUCCUCUCGCUGUGGGAGUCCAUGUACUACAAGGGCAUCGACGUCAGCAAGCCUGAGAAACUAGCCGAGGUACUCCAGAGUAAUGGGUACACUGAUUCGGAAAUUAAGGAGGUCCUUGCCGCGGCGUCGAGCCCGGAAAUCAAGCAGGCUUUGACAGCAAACACGCAGAUCGCACUUGACAAAGGUGCCUAUGGGGCGCCUUGGUUCUGGGUGCGAAACGCCGAAGGCAAAGAAGAGCCAUUCUUUGGUAGUGAUCGGUUCGCGUACAUGUGGAUGUACCUCGGUUUGCCAUUCCAAGAUGUUGCUAUUAUUGAGAAGGAGAAGGCGAAACUUUAG
Molecule: messenger RNA, 678 nt
Organism: Penicillium paradoxum
Lineage: Eukaryota; Fungi; Ascomycota; Eurotiomycetes; Eurotiales; Aspergillaceae
Product: putative DSBA family oxidoreductase
Exons: 6
Coding region: 1-678 (225 amino acids)
Biological process (GO): glutathione metabolic process
Cellular component (GO): peroxisome; mitochondrion
Molecular function (GO): glutathione transferase activity; glutathione peroxidase activity
Source: RefSeq, a predicted model, not a curated record